Messenger RNA from Rotaria sp. Silwood2, 942 nucleotides. Lineage: Eukaryota; Metazoa; Rotifera; Eurotatoria; Philodinida; Philodinidae. The record is from the annotation of a GenBank genome assembly.
AUGGUGAAACAUGACUUCAUUUGUUUAUUGGGUAAUGAUGGUUGUGGCAAAACAAGUAUUUGUGAAUUGAUUAACUCAAAAAAAGAUGAUAAUAAUAAUAAAAUUAUUGCUGUAGAACGUAGUAAUGGACUGGGUGUAGAAUAUGGAAUUGAUCCAAGUAUUGUCGAUAAAUUGACAUUAGAAUAUAUUUUUGAUGAAGAAUAUUUUAAUAAAAUCACAUUACCAGAUCAAACAAUAAAUGGAGAAAAAAUUUAUUGGAUUAUCUUAGAUUGUGAAGUUGAUAUAAUUUUAAAACGAAUUCAAUCACGAUCUAAAAGUAACGUAUGGGAAACACGGAAAGCUUUAAAUUAUUUUCAACAACGUUUUCGUCAUUUAAGUGCUUAUUUUGGAAUACCAUUUAUUGAUACAACGCAACAAACGUUGGAACAAGUUUAUCAUAACGUAACUAAUAUUAUUCGAAAUUAUUCAGAAUUUUAUCGACAUUAUCGUCAAAUGAAUGCUCAAAUACUAACUUAUGAUUUGAUUCAACAAUGUGAUGUUGAAAACAAGCUUUAUAACGUGGUGGAUAUAUAUGAUUUUGAUAAAAUAACAAAUUUACCUGAAUAUGCUCAGGAAUUUGAUAAUGUUGAUAAGCGACAAUUAUACAUAAGAUGGUAUGUCAACAAUAAUUCGCCAGAGAUAGAUCAACAUAGAAACAUUAUCAAAAUUGGAGAUUAUGAAUUACCAAUAACAGGCAUAAUACUUAGACUUGUUAAUGAAGGUGAAUCAAAAAGAAUUUACACAGAUAUCAGUGGGAAUCCAUUUACGAAGAAUUUAGCAUUUAUUCUUUUAAAAUCUACCAUUUAUUCGCAUUCAAUGCAAAUCACUGGAGAAAUUAACAAUUUAAGUAAGAUUUUGUACUUUAUAUUAUUGCCUAAUGAGAUGGAAAAGAUCUUUUUAUGA